UGCGAGUCAGGGGAGGCCUCGCCUCGGCGGCCCAGGCCGUUCCGUCCCCACUUCAUCUGCCGCCGCCGUCGCCGCCGCCGCCGCUGAUUCCCGACCUUCUCCCCGGCUCCUCCGCCGGCUCCAGGGAUGCGAUGGGGACCCUGGGCAAGAGGACGCGGGGGUCGCGGAGCUGGCGCCCGAAGGCCUCAGCCGCCGGGGCGAGGAGGGUCUGAGGCUCCUCGGCCGCCCCGGGACGGAGAGGGCCCGGGCCGGGCCGGGCCGCGAGAGAAGAUGAACAUUUGCAACAAGCCCUCCAAUAAGACAGCUCCCGAGAAGACUGAAUGGACAGCUUCGGACAAGGACAGCGGACCGUCUCCGGAGCUCUGUGGCCAGCGAUCCCGGAGAAAUGGCUGGAGUUGGCCCCCACACCCAUUCCAGAUUGUUGCUUGGCUGCUGUACCUCUUCUUUGCUCUGAUUGGCUUUGGGAUCCUCGUUCCUCUCCUGCCUCACCCGUGGGUACCUGCUGGCUACGCUUGUAUGGGAAUUGUCUUUAUCUGCCAUCUCGUCGUCCACCUGACUGCAGUCUCCAUCGAUCCAGCAGAUGCCAACGUGAGGGAUAAGAGCUACGCAGGGCCCCUGCCCAUCUUCAACCGUAGUCAGCACGCUCAUGUCAUUGAGGAUCUGCACUGUAACCUCUGCGACGUGGAUGUGAGCUCCCGAUCAAAGCACUGCAGUGCCUGCAACAAGUGUGUAUGUGGUUUUGACCAUCACUGCAAAUGGCUCAACAACUGCGUGGGGGAGAGAAACUACUGGCUCUUCCUGAACAGCGUGGUCUCAGCCCUGCUGGGGGUCCUGCUGGUGGUGCUCAUCGCCUUCUACAUCUUCGUGGAGUUCUUUAUCAACCCCAUGCGGCUUCGGACCAACAAACACUUUGAAGUCCUGAAGAACCACACAGACGUAUGGUUCGUGUUUCUCCCGGCGGCCCCCGUGGAGACCCAGGCCCCUGCCAUCCUGGCCUUGGCUGCCCUCCUCAUCCUGCUGGGCCUUCUGUCUGUGGUGCUGCUGGGGCAUCUCCUCUGCUUUCACAUCUAUCUCAUGUGGCACAAACUAACCACCUAUGAGUACAUCGUGCAGCAGCGGCCCCCCAAGGAGGAGAAGGACACCCAGAAGGAACCAAAGAUGCAGCCCGUUCAGGAGGUGGAGUUCUACGUCCGCAGCUUCAGCUACACCAGUUCAGAGCUCCCGGCAGAGGGCUUGGUCUCCACAGCUUCCAAGAGAGACCAUUCUACACUCUUUGUCACCAGCGCCGAGCCUGUGUUGCCCUCCUCCUCUGACACCCCAUCGCUGCCACCCAAGAUCCAGCCACAGAAGAGGAAGAAGAAGAAGAGGAAAGUGUACAAGGUGCCGGCCUUGGUAGCCAGUGAGAAGUCUCAGAGCCGCCCCCCACCCCGACCCAGGAUGCCAGCCCCCUGCCCUGAGCUCCCUGAGGCUGCUGCUGCCCUGAGUUCUCCGUCCCACUCCUCCAACUCCAGCCUUCACCUCCCUGUGCCGGCCUUCCUGGGCCCAGACAGCUCUGUGCAGGCGGCUGGGCCUCCGGCGGAAUACCACUCAGAGUCAGCCGAGUCCAUGGAGGAGAUCCCUGUGGCCCAGACCCGUCUGGGCAGUAGCACCCCAGCUGAAGGUGGCCGGCUGCCCCCUUAUAGUGGCCUGGGCCUUUCCCGACAUCACCUCCCCCGAGCUCCUGGCCUGGCCAAGAGAUGCCCUCGGGGCAGAGAUCAUGAACAGGAGCUGGAACUUGCAGCCAAAGUGCCCACUGUGUUUGUGAGCCAAAGCAGUGGGGAGCCCCCUGCGCCCUCCAGAGGGCAGCCAUGUGCUGGUGCCAGGCUGGACCACCCGGAGGGGAGCAUGACCUAGGCCCUUCCCUACCUCCCAGCAUUGCUGCUGGCCUAGCUGGCAGAGGUGAGUGCUAGGCCAGGGCCUCCGGUGCCACCCUCCUGCCCCUCGCCCCAUGUCUUUGCCUUCUUCCUUGGGUUGUGACUCUUCUUGGAGUCCAGCCUGAGCCCAAGUGGCUGAAAUGAAGCCCAAGGCAAAUUCAGUUGUGAGAGGUUGGGAUCGAGUUCGAGAGGCUCAGUGGCAGCCUAGCCCAAAGGACAAAACCAGCCGGGGCACAGCUGCACCUGGAGGGAUGACCCUUCCAGCUAGUUGUCUCUCCAAGGACUGAGAUGGAGGAGAGAAGGCGGGCCUUGGGAGCAGGGGCCCACAGCAGUAGGACCCUGGAGUUGGCAAGCUCGCCUCAGAAGGCCUAGGAGGCAAGUUGGUGAAAAAGUGGUGCCACUCCCCAGUAUGGGCAACCUGAGGCAAAGCCCUGGCUGAACCGUGCUCGUUAUAGUGAGCCUCACUCAGCCUCCUGGCUCUCCCCUCGAAAUGGACCGUGGCAUUGAGAGAGCCAAAGCUUGCUGCCCCCAGAUGAUCUACGGGGGGGGGGGGGGUAAUCUGAAUCCUAGGCCAAGCCUUAAGGCCAAAGUAAAUCCCUAAUCCCACUGAGUGGGUAACUUUUUCCCUGGACUAAACCAGGCAGCAGAGCCCUCCCCUGAAAGGAGUGGCCUUUUGUGGAGGGUGGGUGGGAGAGUCCCUGGGCUCCAGGCUGAAGCUCCCUCCGAAGUCAGGUACCUACCUAUCCCUCCCAUAUGCCACCCCCAGUCUAUGCAACCCCCUCCCCCAACUCCAAGAGCUGAGCCCCUGGGCCCGGAAGUGUUGCCCCUCCUACGGAAGACUGCUGGCCAGUAAGGGCAGCACCCAGCCAGGAGGGAGGUGGGAGAUGUGCUGCUGGGGAAAGCCAAGAUCGGGAGCACCUUCCAACAAACAGCACAGAAUUCACUUUAGGGGAGUACCCAGGGGCUUGGGGGUGGGUGAGCACUCGGGACUUCAGCCCUCCUUUCCUCCCCCGCUCCUGGGGGUGUGCUUCCCCCUUAAUCAUGAGCAGCAGCACCCUUCCUCCUGUGGAUUAUUCAUGAUGUCACGAUAUAAAUUUUGUAUGCCUUUCUUUGCUAAUGCUCGUUGUGGCUUUCUUUCUUAGCCUGGCCACAGGUCUAACCUGGGCUAACCUUUCCUGAGCUGGACCAACAACCCUCAAUGUCCUAAGAGCUGGCCAGAGUUGGAGCGGGGAGAUUGUGGGGAGCCUGAGGGUCUAGAUGAUGCUGAGAGUAGGGAGUGAUUGACUGAUGACCUAGAUCCGGAGCGUGUAGGGAAUCCCGGGAUCGGCUUCGGGAUGCUGGGGAGAAGAAGCGGGAAGGAAGGGUUUCCCUGGCUUGCCUGAAUCCGCGAGAAGCGGGGAGGCGGAAAGAAGGGGGAAGGCCCCCGUCCCUCAGGGCUCCCCCGGGACAGCUACAGCCUCGGAGCGCUCUGGGUGUGCGCUGGGCCCCUGGGGAGAAGGCCGUUUCUCAGGCGUGAUCGCACUGAGAAGGGAAGUCUGGUGUCCGAGGCUCCCCGGGGCAGAGCCCUUUGGGGGACAUCGUGAAUGCGGAGCGCAUCCAAGCUGC
Dromiciops gliroides (monito del monte) is the source of this 3518-nucleotide messenger RNA. RefSeq names its product zinc finger DHHC-type containing 1 (gene ZDHHC1). The record is from RefSeq and is a predicted model, not a curated record. Gene Ontology annotation, molecular function: protein-cysteine S-palmitoyltransferase activity. The coding region runs from base 127 to 1893 and encodes 588 amino acids. NCBI's taxonomy places the organism in Eukaryota, Metazoa, Chordata, Mammalia, Microbiotheria, Microbiotheriidae. Gene Ontology annotation, cellular component: endoplasmic reticulum; Golgi apparatus. The transcript has 11 exons. Gene Ontology annotation, biological process: peptidyl-L-cysteine S-palmitoylation; protein targeting to membrane.